AUGUAUGGUUCUUAUCACCAAAGUAAGAAAGGUUGCAGCCCUACUCCCUUAUGUACUGCUACUACCUUUAGUACAGGUCCUCCUCAUACCUGGGCUGUUGUCUUAGUGCCACUAGCCUUUCCUCCUGUAUUCUUUACAUCGCAUCCAGAAUGAUUUUUCUCAAAUACUGAUCUGAUUAUAUGGCUUUUCAUGGUUUCCUAUUGCCUUCAGGUUAAAUUCUAAACCAGUUAGUUUUGCCCUUCAGUAUCUGGCUUCAGUCUACUUUUUCUGUCUUGACCAUACCAUGUAAAGCGGUUAUCACUGACGGUCCACCAAACUUUUGUUGACUCAUGCUUUACCUUCCAGAGUGCCCUUUCCCAGCCUUUUGCUCUUAAUUGCCCUCUCUCCUUUUGCUGUGUUCCCAUAAAAUCCUCUUUCUAUCCUCUUAUUGCUCUAUAUUGUAAUGGUCUGUUUACUGUCCUGCUAGACUGACUGCUCAUUGAUGGCAGAGACCAUACUCUUUUCUCACUAUUGCUAGUGAUCCUAAUGCCUGGCGAAUGUAGUUUGUUUCUCUCAGUGCAUUUGUUGAAUGCAGUAGACUUAGUGAAAAAGCAUUAGGUUAGAAAUUAGAUAAGUCUGUAAAUGGGUAGUUUUGCUAUCUUGGUUGUUGGGACCCUGAUUUCCUCAUUUGUAAAUUAAAUUGUUUAGAGAUGGUGCUUUUAAAUGUUCAAAGUGUCAAUUCUAAGAUUUUUAUGAACCAGAGUUCAAAUGACAAAGUUUACCGUCUUUUGGAGUAUAAAUUAUUUGAGCAUUUAGAAGUCUGUUUCAACAUAUCUAGCUAUCUAUCACUAAAACAUCUAAACAGUUGAGAAACAAAAAACAGGAAGGUCAUUGAGUAAUGUCCUCUUUCCUUUUUCUUCCUUCUACUUACUCAAGGAGAUGAUAAUUGAAACCAUUUGGGCUGGUCUGAGUCCCAAGUAUAUAUGCAAAUAUGCCCUCUAAUGGUAUGCAACGCAUUGUUGUUUCAAUCUGUUUGUCAGCAGGAGAGCUAGUUUAAUGAAACAUAACAAAAUGUCAACUCCACUGAGGUUGACACACUAUUCAAAGUUUGAAUUUUAAAAUUACACCGUUUGUAUUUAAGUUUUGAGAGUUUUAUUUUUUGAUAUUGACAAACAAGAUACAGUAUUGCUAUUUGGUGUAUUUUAUUUCUUGGAGAAUUGUUUAAUUUUCCUUGGUAAGCAUUUUUUUUUUUAAAGCUACCCAGAAACUUUCUGACAAAAAUUGAAAUGAUAGUUCUUCUAGAAACUAAAGGCAAAUAACUUUUUCUUGCUCUUCAUGGCCUCAGGUUAAUAGAUGUGGAGAGGUUGAAACCUAAGUUGCCCCCAGCAUUUCACCCCUUUUGGGUGCUUAUGAGCUAUUUCAUAAAUAACUUUCCUCAUUUCUAGUUAUCAAGAUAAUCAGAGCCUAGGGGCAGUAAAUCCAGACAGAAGCCAUCUCUUUGGUCAAGUUAUUGUUUUGAAGCCUUAAUAAAACCAUUAAGGCUGCUUGAGUCAAUGACCCAUAUGGUUGUGUGCUUGAGACUUCAGCUCUGAUGGACUAUAGUAGCUUCACCGCAUCUCUGCCCAAUUUAAGAGUCUCCUGUUGUGAAAUUUAUGUUUAAGUUCAUAGUUAAAUUUGUUUAAGCACUCUCCUUCAAUUAAAGGGGAAUAAUUGAAAAAUAUUUAGGAAAUUUUAUUUUCAAAUUAAAUAUUAUAAAAUUCUGCUUUUGUAUAAACUUUGACAUACGUAGAUGCUAAGUUGGGCAGCGAAGACAGGAUAUUAGAAUUUGUUUUUUAGUUUUAAAUUAUUGUACCUUUUAAUUAAUGAAGUUGAUGCUUUGUAUUUUAAUAUGUUAAUCCCUAACAUAUACACUGUAAUUGUCAAAUGUGUAGUAAUGUAUAAAAUUUGACCUAUGCUUAGUGUUAAUGAUGUAAUAAAAUUGAUAAUAUAAUUCUGGAAAAUGACUUCCAUUUUGAAAAUAUUUUCCAAAGACUGUUUUUGAAACAUAUAUGAAAAAGAGUAAUUGGUGAAAUAUUUUCCCAAAAUUUUAAAAUUACGUUUCUAAAAGAUUAUAUAGAUUCUUACAUUGGGCUAAAAAUGACAUAUUUUCUCUCAGUAAUGCGUAUAUAGUCACCUAGCAGCAGAUACAUUCCAGAAAAGAUUUAGAGCUGUGUUAGAAAGUUGGAAGAAUACUUUUAUUAUAUAAUAACACAGCAUAUAGAUGAGGGUUUUAGAAAGUAUUUUCUGCUUCAUUUAAAAAGAGGGACAUGGCAUAGUGAAGUAAAGGAAUGGAGUCUGAUUACACUUUUGCAUUGAGCAUUUUUUAAUCGAACAGUAACUACAAUACCAAGAAUAUGCCAGCCAUACUAUAGUGUUUGUUCUUCUUAGGGUCCUUUGACUCCAUAUUUGUUCAGUCGCUGAGUUCUACAAUAAUAUCUCUAGAACUCAUUUCUCUCUUGGGUACCGGAAAUACUACUGUAAUUUAAAGCUUCAUCAUGUCUUGUCUGGAUUAUUGCAGAAACCUAGUUGAUAUUUCUAAUUCUAGUCAAUCCAGUUUGCUUAUUUUUUUGUUUGUUUGUUUUUGUCUUCACAUACAUCCUAGAGAAUGGGUCUGUAAGCAAUAUCUCAUUAUGCUUAGUGAUUUGGAGGAAGGGGAGAGAGUUGGGCCAGAUGUUCCCCUUACCCAGUUCAUCGUAUCUACUACAUACACCUUCCAGACCACUCUUUAUGAAAUACCAUUUAAUAGCUGUGACAUUUAUUGGAUGUGACUAAGAUAUGAUUUCUGUUCUUAAACAGCUUACACUCUAAUAAAUUGUUAUAUCAUAUGUGUUUGUGAGAGAUUGUGCUAAAUGCCCUUAAAGAUUCUGUGAUAAUAUCACUUAUUUUAUUCAAGGCUGGGUUGAGAUCCACUUUGUCCAAAACACUUUCCCUGACAAAAAAAAAAAAAAAAAAAUCUUUUGCAUUUAAGUCUGUGAUCUCAAAUAGACCAACCUUCUGACACACUUGCUAAUAUUUUUCUUGGCCUUGUUCUAGCUGAAAGAGUUCUUUGUAAUGGCGUUCAUUGUAUGGAUAUUGCAGAGCUUCUAUCACAAACCAUAAGAAAAUCGAUAGUAAAUUCAAGUGAUAGGAAAUGUGAAAGAAAAAAGGUAAAAAUGUAACCCUCGAUGUUAGAGUACUAUUAAAAUAGUCUAGACCUUAACCCAAUUGGUAGAGUUUAAGGCAUUAAAAUAUUUACAGAUAAAACCUUACUUGAAGCAGGCUUGGUAUAUAUUUUAAGAGCCAUUUUUCAUUUUUUCCCUCUUUUUUUAAUUAGGCAGUUGAUCUUUUGCUAAUUGAUUUAUAGGAACUAUCUCUCUGCAUUGUCAAAUAAGUAAAUUAUCUCUGAUGUUUAAAAAAAAUAAUAUUGUAUUUUCAGUCUCUUUGAGUUACAGGUACUUUUUGUAUUUAACUUUGCCUUUUUUGACUUUGUGGAAGCGCUGAUGGCUUAGUGGUUAAGGACUACAGCUGCUAACCAGAAGGUCGGCAAUUUAAAUCUACCAGCCGCUCCUUGGAAACUCUAUUGGGGCAGUUUUCUGUCCAGUAGGGUCACUGUGAGUCGGAAUCAACUCGACGGCAAUAGAUUUGGUUUGGUUUUGAUUUAACUUUAUGUUGUUUUUCUAUGCAGAAAUUGGAUUUUUUUUUUUUAACUUUGUUUUUCAGUCUUUUACGGUUUGUAAGAUUGAUGUCAGUUUUUAGAAAGGCCUUCUAGUAGCAGUAAUAAUAACAAUGACGUUAACAACAUAUAGUACUAACAUUGAUUGACUGCUUACUCUGUACCAGGCACAGUUCCUACCCGCAGCUUGAUGAGGUAGGUUGAAUUGUUAGCUCCAUUUCAUAGAAGAGGAAAUAGAGGUGCAGAAUGGUUAAAUAACCUCCUCAGAAGUCAUACAGCUAGUAGAUGGCAGAGACCAGAUGCUAACCCAGGCAGUUUGGGUCCCGAGUCCAUUCUCUUAAACCAAUAUGCUACACUACUCCCUCUUAAGUUUUUAUACUUUUUUAGUGUACUUUUUUGUGUGUGGUGGGGGAUGGUGGGUAUAUUAGGUUUGCCGUAGCUGUCCAACUUUACUUUUGAACUGCUUCGAUUAGUUGCUUGGAAGACUUUUUGGAUAAAAUUAAUGAAUAUAUGUAGAGAUGAUAUAACAUUAGCUUGAAUAGAUGCUUAUUCUAAAGCUUAUUCAAACAAGUAAGAUCUAAUAGCAGAAAAACAAUAGCUUACUGGAGCUUUGAAUUGUAAUUUUUCCUGUUGGAUUUUAUUAAAUGUUCAAAUACUAUCUACAAACACUUGUAAGUUUUUCCAUGAUUCUGUAAACCUCAGCAGAGCCCUGGUGGCACAGUGGUUAAGAGCCACAACUGCUAACCAAAAGGUUGGCAGUUUGAAUUCACCAGCUGCUCCUUGGAAACCAUAUGGGGCAGUUCUACUCUGUCCUGUAGGGUCUCUAUGAGUCGAAUCGACUGGACAGCAACUGGUUUGGUUUGUUUUUUUGUUUUUUGUUUUUUAGGUAAGAGAAGGAGGAACCAGCAAAGGGGACCAUGUAAGGACUGAUUGAUCCUUAAGGUAGAAGUAAAGCAGGGGAGAGUGGUUAGCCAUUUGAGAUACUGCUAAGAUUUAAGAUGAGGACAGAUAAUUUGGCAGCGUGGAAUGAUCUUGAUAAUGGUAGGUUUCGCUGUGGAAUAGGCUGGAGGAGAAGUCAGAUGGAAACUGUGGGAUAUGAGAAAAUAGAAACAGUGAGAACAAGUCUUUCGAAAGGUGGCUAUGAAUAUGAGAAAGGGGCAGGAGGGCUGCAGGAAAAGGGUAAAUUGUUAGUUUUUAGAAAGAUGAAAGAUUUGUAGGUGUUGCAGUGCUGGUGGAAAGGUUUUUAAUAGAGAAUAGGUUGAAUAAGAUGUAAGAAAGAGGCUAUUUUAUGUUGAGAUUACUAAAGCUCAAAGAGGAUGGGCCCUGAAGCACAGAUAGAGGGGUUUGCUUUAUAUUGUAGCUGUGCUCCAUUAGUAGAGGAUGCAGAAAAAAGAGGCUUAGUGAGUUUGCGGGUGGCAAGUGAGGGAGUUCCCAUUUGAUGGUGUUUAUUUUUCUGUGAACUGGAAGAUGUCAUCUCCUGAGUGGAGAGUUGGAAGUUUGGUGGGGGGUUGGAGAUGUGAGGAGGAGGGAGAAGAUCUGAGUUAGCCAUUGUGGAGUGUAGGGGAGGGAUAGAUGAGCAAAAAUUAAGAAUUGUUGGACAUUGUUGAAGGCCUACUGGAAGUUGGUAGUGACAGCAUGAGUCAAAUGUUCUUUUCUAGUGACUUUCAGGCUAGUUCUGCCUUUACACUUAUUGUAGUUAAUGUUGUUUAAUUAUUCACUACCGUAGAGGAAGAAAGGCCUGGGGAUCUACUUAAGAAAAUCAACCAAUGAAAACCUGUGAAUCUGCAACCGAUCAUGGGAAUGGCACAGGAUUGAGUGUUCUGUUAUGCAUGGGGUUGCCAUGAGUCGGGGACCAUCUCAGUGGCAGCUAACAACACCCGCUACCACCCUAGCAUUAAAAAAUAGGGUGUGAUAGGUAUACAGCUGGUCGUUACCAUGGUGAUGGCCAGUGUCAUGCAGAAGAUUAUACCUCACUACUCUCUUGCUCGAUGGCUACUCUGUAACGGCAGCUUGAGGUGGUAUCAACAUCCUACAGAAGAAGAAUUACGAAUUCUUGCAGGGAAGCAGCAGAAAGGGAAAAGCAGAAAAGAUAGGAAAUAUAAUGGUCACAUUGAAAGUAAGCCAUUAACCAUUCCAAAGGAUAUUGACCUUCAUCUAGAAACAAAGUCAGUUACAGAAGUGGAUACUUUAGCAUUACAUUACUUUCCAGAAUACCAGUGGCUGGUGGAUUUCACAGUGGCUGCUACAGUCGUGUAUCUAGUAACUGAAGUAUACUACAGUUUUAUGAAGCCAACUCAGGAAAUGAAUAUCAGCAUAGUUUGGUGCCUGCUUGUUUUGUCUUUUGCAAUCAAAGUUCUAUUUUCAUUAACUACACACUAUUUUAAAGUAGAAGAUGGUGGUGAAAGAUCAGUCUGUGUUACCUUUGGAUUUUUUUUCUUCGUCAAAGCAAUGGCAGUAUUGAUUGUAACAGAGAACUAUCUGGAAUUUGGACUUGAAACAGGGUUUACAAAUUUUUCAGACAGUGCGAUGCAGUUUCUUGAAAAGCAAGGUUUAGAAUCUCAGAGUCCUGUUUCUAAACUUACUUUCAAAUUUUUUCUGGCUAUUUUCUGUUCACUCAUUGGGGCUUUUUUGACAUUUCCUGGAUUACGACUGGCUCAAAUGCAUCUGGAUGCCCUGAAUUUGGCAACAGAAAAAAUUACACAAAUAUUACUUCAUAUCAACUUCUUGGCACCUUUGUUUAUGGUUCUCCUCUGGGUGAAACCAAUCACUAAAGACUACAUUAUGAACCCACCAUUGGGAAAAGAAAGUAUCCCUUUAAUGACAGAAGCUACAUUUGAUACUCUACGACUGUGGUUAAUAAUCCUGCUGUGUGCUUUGCGGUUGGCCAUGAUGCGUAGUCACAUGCAAGCUUACUUAAACUUAGCCCAGAAAUGUGUGGAUCAGCUGAAGAAAGAAGCAGGACGAAUAAGUACUGUUGAGCUACAAAAAAUGGUGGCUCGAGUGUUUUAUUACCUUUGUGUCAUUGCACUGCAGUAUGUGGCACCUCUGGUAAUGCUGCUUCACACAACUCUGCUUCUGAAAACACUAGGUAAUCAUUCCUGGGGAAUUUAUCCAGAAACGAUUUCUUCCUUGCCAGUGGAUGGUGGUCUGCCCUCCAAUUCUGUUUACCCUGAAUUACCAGCUGCUGAUGGGAAGAUGAAGGUAACUGUUACACAAAUAACAGUGGCACUGAGCAGCUUAAAAAACAUUUUUUCUCCUCUGCUUUUCCGAGGACUUCUGUCUUUUCUGACCUGGUGGAUUGCUGCUUGCCUGUUUUCUACAAGCCUUUUCGGGCUUUUCUAUCACCAGUAUCUGACUAUGGCAUGAACCUCAGUUAACAAUAAAGGGUAUACAAGUCACACAUUAAAUUCAAAUAUUUGUGCCCUUGAAGGGUUGAAGAAAAUUAGAAGAAAGCAAGCAAACACAAAGGAAAAAAAAGCAUAUCAGAGUAUCUUCUUGUUUUAAAUGCUUCCUCUGUAUUCUCAGGGUGAAUUAACGUUAUUUAAAAUCACAGAAUAAAUUGUUAACUAUUGUACUGUGGCAUUGGAAUUUUAACUCUUUGUAUUAACUGGUGUGAGAGGGCUAUCUACAAGGGUAAUACUUUUGAUUACCUUGGUUUACAGAAACCCUUAGCAGUCUUUGAAACUUCUCAUAUGACUCCAGUUAUUGAUUGAUUGCUCUUAAUAGUAUUAAGGUACUGUUAAUACUCAGUAGUGGCUGCCUAUAGAACAGUCUUCAAACUGAGCCAUGCUUUGGGGGAGGGAAGGGAGCGAAAGUCUCUUCUGUUGGUAAUGUUUUUUCUUCAGAUAACGAAAAAUCCAACAGAAAGGAAGAAAUAGCUGCUGUAUAUUACAGUAAAGAAAGCUGUGUAGUUAUUUUAAAUUUAAUGGAGAUGUACAUGCUUAAUGUCUACAAGUACUGCUGCUUGAGAGUAGCAAGAGUAUUGUUUUAAAAUGUGUUCUAUUCAGCUUGAGAGUUCUUUUGAAAUGAUUGGCCGUAUGAACAUUUGCAGUCCUACUUUUAGGUUUGGGUCUCCCGUAUUUUAUUUUAUUCUAUGAUCCUAAAUAGUUCUUUUUAAUAGCCUAAAAAUAUUUAUCAAUACUGAUCAAACUUUUUUAAAAAAAUUACUCUGUAAUCCUGCUGACUACCUGUAUGUAUUGUAUAUAUAUUAUAUAUUAAAUAUAUAAUAUAUUGAGAUUAUAAAAGAUGAAAAUAUUGGAUCUUUAUAAUAUUUUAAGUUGCUGAAUGUAUGUUGAAAAAAAUGAUUGAAUGAGAUGUAUUUGUGUCUAGAAAAUUUCUUCCUUUUUGGAAUGAGAUUAAAAUACAUUUUGAAAGUU
Trichechus manatus latirostris (Florida manatee) is the source of this 8046-nucleotide messenger RNA. It is a transcript of the gene TMEM161B, whose product is annotated as transmembrane protein 161B. The transcript is spliced from 12 exons. Bases 5606 to 7036 code for a protein of 476 amino acids. The record is from RefSeq and is a predicted model, not a curated record. Lineage: Eukaryota; Metazoa; Chordata; Mammalia; Sirenia; Trichechidae.